GAAAGUUGGUAUUUUUUGUAGUGAAAAAUCUACUUCCAGAAAUCUACAACGCAACAUUUCGUUCUAUGAGGUUAGAGAAAUGCAUUGGGUUCUUCCGCUUUUACAUGGGAAAUGCAUUGGGUUCUUCCGCUUUUACAUGGAAAAUGAGUAAGCUCACGCGUGCCGAAUGUCUAGUUUAAUCGGCUUCCAAAGUGCAGCAGAUUAGACACGUAAACAGUGUUCUUCUUCCGUGUCAACUACAAUACUACAAGUGUGAGUUGUAAUCAACAGUUUAACCGACAGUCUGCUUUAUAAUUGUAUCAGGCAGGCAUAGAAUAAAAGAUCUCGAACGAUGAAAAUUAACAAAUAUCAGAAAGACGAAUUAUGCCAAGGCGAUACUUAAAUUUUCUUGUCGACAAUAUAUGAUACACACUUCAUACUCCGUACAGGAAGAUACACCGGUAUUUUAUUUUGUGGACUUCAGUAUCAACACCCUGCAGCAGACGGCUUCCUCAGCCAAUGGGACGCACGAAUGUUUCUGUGACGUCGGCAGACAGUGCAGACAGGUAGUAGUCGUGUUAGUUCACGGUAUUAGGUAGGACGUGUGGACUACUGAUAUGGUGUUUGCGCUUAAAUGGUGAAUUAUUCUAGUAUUUUAAGAAAUUUUAUGUUAAACUUAUUGUUACGAAAAGAACACGCCAAGUUUUUACAUUAUGAUGUUGUGGUGUCGGUAAAGUAAACUUGAUCUUUGUUCUUGUAAAGUUCUUCAGAAAAAUACCUGCCAGGUGGUUCUGCCUCCGCGCGCUCGUCUGUAGAAAGAGUCCCCAAAGCGUGGUAAGUUGAGGUGUAGCAACAUAGGGGGGAUUUCUGAACCCUGCGGCAACGUUUAAAGGAAGCCAAGCAAGGAAAGACGUUGGGUACCCUUUCUUGAAGCCAUUGAACUGACCUUAUUCAGGCACAGUUUGUGUACAAGAGAACUAAGUAGUAAGUGUAGAAGUUUGAUCAUAAGUUCACUAGUCUCUUUGGUGAUGAUUAUGAGUUAGAAAAGUGUAGGAAAGGGACACAAGGUAAUGGCUCUUCCAAACAAACCGUUUUCUCCUUCAAAUGUGAAACGGAAAUUAAAGUUCUGGAACAAAAAAUCUGUGCUAAUCACUGAAUAUGAUCCCACAUAUAAAGUAAUUUACUUAGGAAACGUCCUCACACAAUGGGCUAAAGGAGAGAGUUGUGUAGAUAAACCGCUGGCGACUUUGUGGAAAAAUUAUUGUUCCAAUGUUAAACAUGAAAUCACUAUGAAAGUUACAGUGUGUAAUUCAGGUAUCAAAGCAGUGACAAAGGAGCACGGGCUUACAGAGUAUUGGGCCAACAGAAUAACGUUCUGUACCCAUCAUCCUCAGUAUCCACGGAUAUUUUGCUGGGUGUAUCGGCACGAGGGCCGACGGAUGAAGCAGGAACUACGUUGUCACGCUGUUCUGUGUGGUAAAGAGGAGAAAGCUCAAACAAUGGCUGUUCAGCUAAACCAGAAACUUUCGGCAGCACUCCAAGAAUUUCGACGAGAAAAAAUCAGUCGACAGAAGGCGAGACUCUCAUUGGCUAACUCGAUCGUCGAACAUCCAAGUCUUCCAAGGCGGAAACAACUGCUAAUUACAGGAACUGUGAAUUUUAGACCUCCAAUGGAACGUUCCAGGAGUGCUCCCAAAUUAACGUCCAUCGACGAAAUUGAGGAAGAGCUAGACGAAGAUGACGACGACUUUGAAGAUAUAGAGGAAUAUCUGAAUGGCUCGAUGGUAUCUGAACAAGAAUCAACAUCUGACAUUGUACCAGAUGAUAUAGAUUCACUUUCUGAUCAGUACGUUGUUCUAGGUAGAGAGAGUGAUUCUCUGGAUUCAGACUCUGUAGAAGAACUACCCAAUCCUCGCCUUCUUAAACCGCUCAACUCCAUAGAUGAAGAAACUGACAAUAUAUCUGAUGAGUCAGGUUAUUCAGAAGAGAAAGAAUAUAUUUCAAGAAUGUAGCCCAGAUGUUCUGCUUCCAGAACUUGGACAACGUUUCUGGAAAAAAAAAACUAACAAAAAAACCAAAAUUUAAAAUAAUGUUUAAUUAAAUGAAUAUGUAAAUAUAUGUAAAAUUAAAGCUAGUGACGUCAUCACAGAACUGGAUAAAUAAUUGUGUUAUUUGUCUCGGCUUUCGUUCUUGCGAACAUUUGCAGGUAUGUAUGAGUUUUAAAUAGUUAUUUUUAAGGCAGUUCUUGGCGUAUUUUAUUCAUUGCGCUGUCAUAUGUUGCAGGAGUUAUUUCAGAUUUAAAUCAGGUAUUACACAAUACUUAAAUUUGUUUAUGUUGCGCAAGACUAAGGCGCCAAAGUAAGAUGGAAGCGACACCUAGAAAGUGUCGUACUAGUAAACCCAACACAUAUAGUUUUAGUAUUUGUAAAGUGCACCUUUUAAUUUUUACCGAGCAAUAAAAUAAUUUGUUUUUAGUUUGUAAUGUUCUAUAAUAAAUUAACUUCGCAGAUAUUAUUCCCCAUCUCAAACUUUCCCCAAUCCCCAUUAAUUAUAUAUAUAUAGAACGUAGCAAACAAAUUUCUGAUCUACUUAUUUGUUCCUUUGAUUUUUCAACUCCAGUACUUUAACUUGUUAAAUAUAAAGCUCAAGACGUGGAAGAUUAAGCAUAUAGAAUAUUGAAAACAGAAUUAUCUACCCAGAAAACAAACAUUUAAUUUUUACUUGAAUUAUAUUAUUUUUCCAUUAUCGCUCAUGUAACAAAACUUACAUUUAACAAGAUGUUCCAAAACUGUCAUAAAGUCAAAAUUACCAGUCUUUACCGUUAGGCUUAAUGAUAAUUAUCACAGUUACUUUGGAGCUUCUUAUCACACCUUGAAAUGUUAUUAAAUCUUACGAACGCAUAAGGUAAGACUACUAUUACUAAAACUAUAAAAAAGGCCAUUGCUUUUGAAAACUAAAUUUCACACAGGAAAAUCUUGUAAGUCCAAGAGAUUUUUAUAGAAAUAAUAUUUCUGCACAUAGUUUACUUAAUUUAUUUAGUCACCAACUGAAAAUAUUAUGGUUGUGUUUUUAAAUUUUCAUAACGUCUAGGACUUUUUUGUUCGGAUGAGUGAAGUAAUUCGGGUUAUAGUAGGAUUCCUAUGUCAAUGUUUAACGAUUAUGCGAUGCUUGAUACCCCACUACUAAAGGUAUUAUUACUUGUUAGACAAUGAUCGCUUGAUACCCCCACUACUAAAGAUCCUAUUACUUGUUAGACAAUGAUCGCUUGAUACCCCCAUACUAAAGGUCCUAUUACUUGUUAGACAAUGAUCGCUUGAUACCCCCACUACUAAAGGUCCUAUUACUUGUUAGACAAUGAUCGCUUGAUACCCCCACUACUAAAGGCAUUAUUACUUGUUAGACAAUGAUCGCUUGAUACCCCCACUACUAAAGGCACUAUUACUUGUUAGACAAUGGUCGCUUGAUAUCCCCAUUACUAAAAGCACUCUUGUUAGGCAAUGAUCACUGCUAUGACACGAAAAAUGUCUUAUUUAUAUUAAAAGUUUACCUGAGGUGAUUUAAACAUCAAAAUUAGUUAUUUCCUGUUAGUUAAUAUUUAAGUUUGAGGUUAGCUGUGACAGAACUCAAACUUUAACAGCACCUUUCAAAACUUUUUUGUGUAAAUUCCUCGACGUUAUUGUUUUUUAGAAUUUCAAAAAAAAAUUCCAAUGUUGAAGAUUAUUUUGGGUAUUUAUGUGAUUAGCUCAUGUAGAAUUUGACACUUCAUAAAUAAAUAAAUAAGUACAACACACGUGGAAAAUUAAAACAUAAUUUAACAUUGUUUUUAUACGCUAUAUCUCAGUUUUAUGUUUUAAUUAACUUAUCUGUUUGAUUUUAACGUUUAUAUAAUUGCCGGAAGGUAGUGUAAGGGUUAUUUUUUUAUCAUUGUGGAUGAUAUUGUAAUAAUGCGAAAACAAACUGAUGUAACCUCGACUGCAAUGUUGUAUUAUAUUGUUUAUGUGUAAAUAUAAACGUUGAUAUUUGAA
Messenger RNA from Limulus polyphemus (Atlantic horseshoe crab), 4004 nucleotides. RefSeq names its product protein FAM43A-like. The transcript is spliced from 3 exons. The record is from RefSeq and is a predicted model, not a curated record. NCBI's taxonomy places the organism in Eukaryota, Metazoa, Arthropoda, Merostomata, Xiphosura, Limulidae. Bases 1050 to 1991 code for a protein of 313 amino acids.